Molecule: messenger RNA, 1583 nt
Organism: Trichomycterus rosablanca
Lineage: Eukaryota; Metazoa; Chordata; Actinopteri; Siluriformes; Trichomycteridae
Gene: tbcb
Product: tubulin folding cofactor B
Exons: 7
Coding region: 225-965 (246 amino acids)
Biological process (GO): cytoplasmic microtubule organization; tubulin complex assembly; post-chaperonin tubulin folding pathway
Cellular component (GO): nucleus; microtubule plus-end; cytoplasm
Molecular function (GO): microtubule plus-end binding; alpha-tubulin binding
Source: RefSeq, a predicted model, not a curated record
CCAGAAGCGGGCUGGGCGGCUUGACUACUGCAGGAAGAUCCUUUUUCUUGUGGUGUUAGCUAUCUGGCUAGAUACAAUAAUAUAUGUAUAUAUUUUGAGGUUUAUUUAAGCUUAAUUUGUUUAAAACGUUUAUUUAAGUUAAUUUUAGGGUUAAAAGACAAAGUGUGGAGAAGUGUUGGUCUCUGUUUACCUGAUUCGUGCAGAAGAAACACAAGGUUGUGAAAAUGGACGAAAGUGUGACUGUAAUCACCAACCCGACAGUGUCAGUACGUCUGACCAGUACCGUCAGCUCCUUUGAAGCAAAUCGCAGAUUCAACCGAGGAAUCACCAUUGCAGAUUUCAAGAGCAAGCUGGAGCUCAUCACUGGCUGCCCCAUGGCCUCGAUGGAACUUCAGUUGUUCAGUGCCUCCGACAAGUUCUUGCAGAAUCUUGAUAGUAAUGAGGCUCUGUUAGGUUCCUACCCCGUGGAUGACGACUGUAGAAUACACGUAAUUGACCGAUAUGGUACUAUGACUGGAGCAUUCAGUGAUUUGUCUAAAGUGGAGAAAUAUGAGAUUUCAGAAGUUGCGUAUGAAAAGAGAUCAGAUUCUUUGAGAAACUUUAAAAAGAACAUGAAGGUUGGGCGCUUUAAUGAGGAGAAUGUGGCCAAGCAAGACGAGAUGAUUGCACAGAAAGAGGAAAAUGAGAAGGUUGCAUUAGCUUCCAUUACAGUUGGCAAUCGCUGUGAAGUUAAGGCGGCAGGUCAGCCCACCAAGAUUGGCACAGUUAUGUUUGUGGGUACGACAGAUUUCAAACCAGGCUACUGGGUGGGUGUAAAAUAUGAUGAGCCGCUUGGGAAAAAUGACGGCAGUGUGAACGGAAAGCGCUACUUUGAGUGUGAGCCGAAGUACGGUGUGUUUGUCAAGCCUACAACUGUGACAGUGGGAGAUUAUCCGGAGGAGGACUACGGCCUAGAUGAGAUGUAGGCUGCACUCAGAAUGUAGAAAAGAUCCUGGGCUGAGGAUGCAGGUGUCUGGAAAGAUGAACUUUUAACUGCUGUGCAUUCCAGUGUUAUUGGUCUUGAGUGAAAGAGUGUUUCUUCAUGUUGUCACCUCUAAUCAUUGCUUAGUUCCAUGCUUGUCUGAAAGAGGCCAGAAUGAUGGUUUUCAUGUCAUGCUGUAGGUGGAAACUGCAGUUUAAAUCACAUCUCCAUUGUGAGUCCUGACGGGGGUCAGCUGAUGCUGUAACGACAGGAAAAGAGGCCAAAUUAGCCGACCGGCCCUUUAGCCGAGAUAUAACAUACAGAUUUCGUUCUAUGUGAAGCAUUUUGCUGCAUGUUGAUCAUCAUCAUUUGGACAUCUGAAAAUGUUAGCAUAAUAUGCAUUCAUUUGGGUUUCAGUCACAUAUGGACUGUUUCAUUUCACCAAUGUGUAUAAUAUGUACAAAGGAUUUUUGCAAACUGGAACAGCUUUUUCCUUUAUUAUUUGGUUAACAAGGUUAUUAAUGAUGCACUACCUUCUCUGUGUACCAGUUACUUUAAUGUUUAGUUGUACUGUGUUUACUGAAAUAAUACACCCUACAAAUAAAUGACAUGCUAAAACGUA